Messenger RNA from Peromyscus leucopus (white-footed mouse), 3874 nucleotides. It is a transcript of the gene Galnt16, whose product is annotated as polypeptide N-acetylgalactosaminyltransferase 16. The record is from RefSeq and is a predicted model, not a curated record. Bases 144 to 1820 code for a protein of 558 amino acids. Gene Ontology annotation, cellular component: Golgi apparatus. Lineage: Eukaryota; Metazoa; Chordata; Mammalia; Rodentia; Cricetidae. The transcript has 15 exons.
ACCACCUCUCUCCUUUUUCUGCUCUGCAGGACUGAGCAGCCCGGCGCGAGCGAUAACAAACAGUUGGGGCAGUGAGCGCCCCCCGCCCCGGCUCUGAGAGCACGCCGGCCCCGGGCCCCACGCGGGGCGCCCGUCCGCCCACCAUGAGGAAGAUCCGAGCCAAUGCCAUCGCCAUCCUGACCGUAGCCUGGAUCCUGGGCACUUUCUACUACUUAUGGCAGGACAACCGAGCCCAUGCAGCAUCCUCCGGCGGCCGCGGCGCGCAGAGGGCCGGCGGGAGACCGGAGCAGCUCCGGGAGGACCGCACCAUCCCGCUCAUUGUGACAGGAACACCCUCCAAAGGCUUUGAUGAGAAGGCGUACCUGUCAGCCAAGCAGCUGAAGCCUGGAGAGGACCCAUACAGACAGCAUGCCUUCAACCAGCUGGAGAGUGACAAGCUGAGCCCGGACCGACCCAUCCGGGACACCCGCCAUUACAGCUGCCCCUCCUUGUCCUAUUCUUCGGACCUGCCACCCACCAGUGUCAUCAUCACCUUCCACAACGAGGCUCGCUCCACACUCCUGCGCACGGUGAAGAGUGUUCUGAACCGCACUCCUGCAAGCUUGAUCCAGGAGAUCAUUCUGGUGGACGACUUCAGUUCCGACCCUGAAGACUGCUUGCUUCUGACUAGGAUCCCCAAGGUCAAGUGCCUUCGAAAUGACAGGCGGGAAGGACUGAUCCGCUCCCGGGUUCGCGGGGCAGAUGUGGCGGGAGCCACGGUUCUCACCUUUCUCGAUAGCCACUGUGAGGUGAACGUGGAGUGGCUGCAGCCCAUGCUGCAGCGGGUGAUGGAGGACCACACCCGGGUGGUGAGCCCCAUCAUUGAUGUCAUCAGCCUGGACAAUUUCGCCUACCUCGCAGCAUCUGCGGAUCUCCGAGGAGGAUUCGACUGGAGUCUGCAUUUCAAGUGGGAACAGAUCCCCCUGGAGCAGAAGAUGACCCGGACAGACCCCACCAAACCCAUCAGGACACCUGUUAUAGCUGGAGGAAUCUUCGUGAUUGACAAGUCCUGGUUUAAUCACUUGGGGAAGUAUGACGCCCAGAUGGACAUCUGGGGAGGAGAGAAUUUCGAACUCUCCUUCAGGGUAUGGAUGUGCGGUGGCAGCUUGGAGAUUGUACCCUGCAGCCGGGUGGGCCAUGUCUUCAGGAAGCGGCACCCCUACAACUUCCCCGAGGGCAAUGCCCUCACCUAUAUCAGGAAUACAAAGCGUACUGCAGAGGUAUGGAUGGAUGAAUACAAGCAAUACUACUAUGAGGCCCGGCCCUCAGCCAUUGGGAAGGCCUUUGGCAGUGUGGCCACACGGAUCGAGCAGAGGAAGAAGAUGGACUGCAAGUCCUUCCGCUGGUACCUGGAGAAUGUCUAUCCUGAGCUCACGGUCCCAGCGAAGGAAGUGCUCCCUGGCGUCAUUAAACAAGGCAUCAACUGCUUAGAAUCCCAGGGCCCCAACACAGCAGGUGACCUCCUGCUUGGAAUGGGGAUCUGCAGAGGGUCGGCUAAGAGCCCUCCACCAGCUCAGGCAUGGCUGUUCAGCGACCACCUCAUCCAGCAGCAAGGGAAAUGCCUGGCUGCCACCUCCACCUUAAUGUCCUCCCCUGGAUCCCCAGUAAUACUGCAAGCGUGCAGCCCUAAAGAAGGCAAACAGAAAUGGAGAAGGAAAGGCUCUUUCAUCCAGCAUUCCGUCAGUGGCCUCUGCCUGGAGACAAAGCCUGCCCAGCUGGUGACCAGCAAGUGUCAGGCAGAUGCCCAGGCCCAGCAAUGGGAACUGCUGCCACACACAUGACGGUGGCCCCCAGCCUCCUGGACCUUCUGCAUGAGACUUGGGGACUGGAAGGGGUUAGGGUGGGGGAGUGUCAAGCGGGCUGUUUCCCAUCUCUUCACAUUUCUACUGGAUCAUCGGUACACACCCCUACUGCGCGUGCGUUUCUCCGAAGCUCGUUCAGAGAGGGGGUGGGGGCAUGCUCAUGCCCUCUGUGCCACCCCAGUCUUGCUCCGGGAGCAGAGAUGGUUAGUGUGCAGCUGUCCUGGCCAGAGACUCGGCAGUUGCUCCUGGCCCUUCUUCUUGGCCCUUUGGGGGCCCCAGACAGUGGUGUGUGGACCUUCCCCUUGUUGCCUGGUAGGGACAAGGAUAGAAAGCCUACCGAGGGGCCAGGUUGGGUCACAGGGCUAGCCUGAGGUCAACACAAGAGGACGGGUGGCAGCGUAUGUGUGAAGAGGCUGAAGGCGGGGGGCAGCUAGAAACCAGGAAGGGUUGAGGGGCUCAGUCCAGCGGGUGGGUGAGGGAGGGAUGCAUCCUGGGACAAGAGGAUGGGGAUUCAAAGAACACAGCGUGAAGUACCAGAAAAAAAAUGAGGUCUCUUUCCAAGACAUCAUCCUGUCCAUGCUUUGAUAGCCCCAGGUCCCAAGUCCAACAUACGCCUGCAGCCCCUCCAGGUGGCCAUAUUCUUAGCAAGAGACUGCAGAGGGAUCUGGGGCAUAAUUUAUGAAGCAGACUCCACCUCUGCUUAACCGUCAGUCAGGCCAAGAUCUCACACUUAGGCCUUUAUGACCAGUUGGUAACUCUGUCUGCACUAACUGGUCCUGGUCAUACACCCUAGAAUACCCUCGUCCUCACUCCCUGUUUGGACCCCUGCUUUUUCAAAGGUCUUUGCCUCUGUAAGCACAGCAUCCUGGGGCAUGGUGGCUGGCCAGGUUUGGACCCCCUUCCUGGAGUAUAACCAUUUCCUAAUCAGUAGGAACCGAGUCACCCAGGCCAAACCUAGCGCUCAGGCCCUUCUCCAAAGGCCUCCUGUUGCAGUGGGCUGCGAAGCUGGCUAGUGGGUCCUGUCCCUGCAGAGAAUUCCUUGUUCUUUCUUCUCUCACUACUGAGAACACACAUUGAUAGCGUCCUGGAAUCCCGGCCGCCUCCCUCCCACUGGCUUACACAGUAUAAUUUUGGGUAAAAGACUAUUGGUAGCCAGAACUCUUAGGGUCUUCCUCCAAAGCAAGACAGCCUAAGGAGGCCACUCUUACCCCAGGAGCAACCAGUCUUUCUUAGACCAGACAGUCACACAUUCAUAGGGAAUCUACAGACUCCAGAAAGUCUAGAAAUCCCCCAGAAUGUGGCAUGUGUACGUACAUAUGCAGUUUCCUAGGUGGGGGUGGAGCCUGGAUUUCCCCGGCUUCCUGCUUUCCAAAGGAUCUGAUCCUCUGCUCUUGCUGAGAUCUGCCACCUCUCUGCAUCGCCGGCCCCCAUCACCCUCCCUGCUGGGCCUGGCUUGUCCACCGCCAGAUGUUAGGAGCCAAGUACCCGGGUUAUAGUACCAGCUCUGGAAGGUUCUCCAGCAGGCUCCUUCACCUUUGGCUCUCACCAGCAUCCUGUCAGCAGUUCUGUGCCAAAUAUGUGUGCGCCCUGGGCGCAGCCUAGGGGCCUCUCACCGUGUGACCAAGCUUCGGCCCCUCCUGUGACAAUGUCUCAUACACUGCUUUCUGCAGAAAUGGCCAGGGAUCCCCCGAAUCCCUGGGAAUCCUCCUGCCGAAGUAAGGGGCAGAACCGGGGCCAAGGUAGAGGCUUUCCCCUAGAGACUUGGGCUCUGCUCCCGUGUGGACCUUGGGCCUGGGAACCUGGGCUUCUCUCUGUGAAUGUACUGACGGCUGCUGAGCCUUGAGAAGGCCUCUCCCCGUUUGCUGUGGUCAGACCAGACUCUGCACUUGUCGGCUCUCCGUUCUGGGGGACUCGGUCCAACUCUGGUUUUGCUUUUCUUCUUGACCAAAGCAUGUGCCACUAAAGCUGUCCCGGGGGACGCUGUCUUUAUGAAGAAACACACCUGGAAUAAAACCACUUCUUACAUGUCCACA